UGAAACUUCCUGUAAAACUAAAAAUAUGAGCACGCGCACUUCCGCACGAGCACACCGGCUACUGCUCUUUUAAAUCCACCUGUUCACGCGCCUUCCCGCGCUCCGCUCGCUGCAGCUGAUAGGUCUGUCAAGGAGAGGAAACAACAUUUAUUGGCGCCUCGUGCAUUAAUUGGAGAGGGGCUCCAGCACAGCGCAGACACAGCUCAGCUCCUGCCGCCGCUGCUGCUGAAUGGACUACCCACAUUUCCACCUUUCUUGGAUGGUUUUGCGCCAAACCUUCUCCUCUUAAUUUCUGCUCAUCCCUGAAGAGACAGCUUGGUUUCUGAGGCUCCAGCCACGGUGGACCAAGAGCACAGAUCUGAGAGCAGCCUGGACUUCAGAGCCACAUCGCCGCUGCUGGGUGCGCGCGGCUGAUAUCUGGGAAGGUUUCCUGCAACAAUUUGUUGCGAUAAUAGUGAGGGGCGAGGGCAUGGUGCCGGUACCGCAUCGGCUCGUCAUGGCAUCGUGAGAACUUUGUUCCUGACUCCCCCCUUCCCCCUCUUUUCUUUUAGAUGUUUUUCUGUGGGAUCGUGUUUUUUGGGAAAUCAUCAGCCGUUUCCCCUUUCAGCUAUGUUCACGUUUGCUGCCUUCUGCUACAUGCUGUCUCUGGUCCUCUGUGUGUCCCUCAUCUUCUUUGCAAUAUGGCACAUAACAGCGUUUGAUGAGCUCCAGGCCGACUUUAAGGUGCCGAUCGAUCAGGGCAAUCCUCUCCAUGCGAGGGAGAGACUGCGGAACAUCGAGAGGAUCUGCAACCUGCUGAGGAAGUUGGUGCUACCAGAGUACUCCAUCCAUGGACUCUUUUGCAUAAUGUUCCUGUGUGCCCAGGAGUGGCUGACUGUGGGUCUCAACAUCCCUCUGCUCUUCUACAACACGUGGAGGUACUUUCACUCCCCAACGGACACUAAGGAGCUGCUCUACGACCCGGCAUCGGUGAUGAACGGCGACACGCUCAAGUUCUGCCUGAAGGAGGCCUGGUGCAAGCUGUCCUUCUUCGUCCUCUCCUUCUUCUACUAUCUCUACUGUGUUUGGAACCUGGAUAUAUCCCUCUAAUAGGUCUAAUCAAUGGAAACACUUAAAGAUUCAUCUUGAACUUAUCCCAUCUUGCUUCUUCAUCUCAC
Molecule: messenger RNA, 1157 nt
Organism: Cheilinus undulatus (humphead wrasse)
Lineage: Eukaryota; Metazoa; Chordata; Actinopteri; Labriformes; Labridae
Gene: cnih3
Product: cornichon family AMPA receptor auxiliary protein 3
Exons: 7
Coding region: 610-1089 (159 amino acids)
Biological process (GO): vesicle-mediated transport; regulation of AMPA receptor activity
Cellular component (GO): synapse; dendrite
Source: RefSeq, a predicted model, not a curated record